UCAUAGAGCAAAACAGCAAAGAGAAUAUAGAUCCAAGAGAAAACUGAAAGAGGAAGAAGCCAAGAAGAAGGCAGAAAAAGGUAAACAACCAGUGAAAAUGACAAGAGCUCAGUCAGGUAAGGAGGCGAAGCGGAAAGAAAUAAACGCAGCAAAGAAAAGGGAGUACAGAAAUCGUCUCUCCAAUGAGAAAAGGCAAGAAAUCUUGGACAGACGUCGUAGGAAGCGACGUGAAGAAAAGGAAUUGCUCAUUGGACAAGAACAGCUAAUUCAACAACAUAAGAAAGAGAUAAUUAAAGCGAGGGCAGAGAAGAAACGACAUAAAGAAGAGGAGAAACGUCUAAGAGAAGCCCAAGAGCAGAUGGAGAAGGAGAAGAGACGACUGAAUAUAAGAUCAGGAGAUGCACGGCGGCAAAGUCUCAUCCGUGCAAGGUCUGCCCUAUCUACAGAUCCAGAGAUAUAUGAUGCACCACGCGUUACCCCGGGGUACCGUAGUACCGCGUUGUGUAGCGCCAUCUCGCGUCCAUUCGAGUACAAUGUAUGGAGUGCGUGUACAUAUGACGGGGGAGACAAGGAGCAGGCUGAUGGUGUUAUUUUGACCCUGCUGGCCCAAGCCCUCUCGCAAAUCGAAGUCGUAGCCCUACUUCAUGUUGGGGGCUAUAGAGUUGCUAGACUUGCAAGGUAUGACCCUGAGGAGGAGGAGCUACGAAAACAACGAAGAGUAGCCUGGCAUGCUGCCACCGAGGAGGAUAAGCAGGCUAUUAAAGAUCAGAUUGAUAGACUGUCAAAAUGUGGAACUAAAAAUGGCAGCCAUCAACUGGCAAAUCAUUUCAUCUUCAAGGACAUUUACGACUUUAAUGCUGCAACCCUAUGCGAGAGGGCAGACAACCAGCCAUUCCACAAGCUACCCUGCAUCCAGAGACAGUGUGGGAAUUGUGGCACAUCAAAGCUUGAUGCAGUGUUGGAUCUGGAUGUGCUGAAGCAUAAGGGAAAUGUGGAAUGGAAAAAAUGGGCAAGAGAGACCAAGGAAGAAAAUGGGAAGAAGACAUCAAGAAUGGUUCUAGGGAGAAAAGAAGGCCCAUUGGAGGAGAUGUUGCAAGAGUUGAAGAUCGAAGCAGCAGCACUCUCAGAGCACCUAUUCACGGCAUCUUGGCAGAGUCGGGAAUUCUUGCGGGUGUCAAAGUCUCCACCAAGCAGAAGUGUGGUAAUGGUAUUAGACUUUGCGGAAAACUAUUCGUGCAGAUUUCAGGAUGAAGUGCAGGCUGUGCACUGGGGACACGAUUCUGCAACAAUACACCCCAUUGUUGGGUAUUAUAAAUGCCCUGAUUGCACAGAAACUGUAACAGAGUCAAUGAUCAUGAUUACGAAGGACAAUGUUCAUGACUUCAAUGCAGUACAGCAGUUCACUUCCUUUGCUGUGGAACAUAUCAAGAAGAAGGUUCCGAACAUCAACAGGAUCAUUCGGUUCUCGGAUGGGGCAGCUUGCCAAUACAAGUCCCGUGGACCAUUCCUUGACAUUUCUUAUGGAAAGGAGGACCACCAACUUGGGUUUCAACAUGAAUACUUCGGCAGCAGGCAUGGCAAAGGACCCAGUGAUGGAGAGAGUGGCGUGGUGAAGCGAUUAGCUACGGAUGCAGUCAUGUCUGGCACAGAGAUCAUCGCUAAUGCCAAAGAUUUCUUCAACUUCAUCGAACGCACGGCAACCCUACCUAAGGAACAAGAGGAUGAUGGCAGUAAAUGCACCCAUUUCUGUAGGAAAGCAUUCUGGAUUGAGAAGAUAGAUCGAGACAGGAAACGACAAGCACUGAAAACAAUUCAGGGAACACGACGUCUUCACAGCAUCUUAUCUGUUCGGCCUAAUGUCAUCAAAGUCAGAGAACUCUCAUGUUUCUGCAAUGGAUGCGAAGAGGGCAAGCAGGCAUGCUCCAACAAAGAUUACGUGCAGCAGUAUGUUGUCAGAAGGAUUGCAACUGGACCUGUAGAUGGGAUGAAGCCCACCUCUAGAGCAAAAGCAGAUGCCAAAGAAUCAAGAAAUGAUCCUGAAGGGAAAAAGGAGCAGAAAGCAAGAAAGGACACUGACAGAAGAAAGAAGCAGGAAGCACGAAAGGACACUGAAGGAAGAAAGAAGCAGGAAGCAAGAAAGAACACUGAAGGAAGAAUGGAGCAGGAAGCAAGAAAGGACACUGUAGAUGGGAUGAAGCCCACCUCUAGAGCAAAAGCAGAUGUCAAAGAAUCAAGAAAUGAUCCUGAAGGGAAACGGGAGCAGGAAGCAAGAAAGGACACUGAAGGAAGAAUGGAGCAGGAAGCAAGAAAGGACACGGAAACGAGAAUGGACAUCAAAGUUGGCAGCUUUGUCGCAGUGAAGGCAGGCAGACAGAAGUGGUAUGCAGGGCUUAUCACACAAGUUGACGGAGAUGAAGGAGAUUUCGAGGCAUAAAGUUUUGCCAUCUCACUGAGAGGCGAAUGCUUGCGAACCGUUACGAAUUAGCACAGUGCCAUAUAUAGAGAGAGUCUAGCCUACCCUUGUUCAGUAGGUAUCAAUAUGGCGCAUAUUCUUUUGUAAUGUGCUUACCUAACAAAGCAGUACAAAAGAAAAUGCACCAUGUUGAUACCUACUGUUCACGGAGUUGGCUAUACUCUAUGUAUGGCACUGUGCUCAUUCGCAACGGUUGGCAAGCAUUCGCCUCUCAGUGAGAUACUCCCUUUACCUGAAGAGUUUCAAAAUGUGUAGACAUACGUUAUAUUUCAUGCAUUUAUCUCAUUUGAUGUGAAGAGGUGAAGCAAAUUGAACUUCAUACGAAGGUACUGGGUUAGGCAUCAGUUCCUCUAGCUUUGUUAAAGUGUUGAACUUGUUUACCUGAAGAGUUUCAAAAAGUGUAGACAUACGUUAUAUUUCAUGCAUUUAUCUCAUUUGAUGUAAAGAGAUGAAGCAAAUUGAACUUCAUACGAAGGUACUGGGUUAGGCAUCAGUUCCUCUAGCUUUGUGUAUGCUUAAAAGUGUUGAACUUGUUUACCUGAAGAGUUCCAAGAAGUGUAGACAUACAUUAUGUUUGAUGCAAAUUGAACUUCAUACGAAGGUACUGGGUUAGGCAUCAGUUCCUCUAGCUUUGUUAAAGUGUUGAACUUGUUUACCUGAAGAGUUUCAAAAAGUGAGACAUACGUUAUAUUUCAUGCAUUUAUCUCAUUUGAUGUGAAGAGAUGAAGCAAAUUGAACUUCAUACGAAGGUACUGGGUUAGGCAUCAGUUCCUCUAGCUUUGUGCAUGCUUAAAAGUGUUGAACUUGUUUACCUGAAGAGUUUCAAAAAGUGUUGAACAAAAGUAUACACGUUAUCUUGAAUGAAUUUAAAUGUGAUCGGGAUUUAUUUAUUGCACAUUUCUCAGUUUUAAAUCUUGAAUGAAUUUAAAUGUGAUUGGAAUUUACUUAUUACACAUUUCUCAGUUUUAAAUCUUGAAUGAAUUUAAAUGUGAUUGGAAUUUACUUAUUACACAUUUCUCAGUUUUAAAUCUGUUAUUCCACUCUAGUGAAUAGUCAUACAGUGUUAGACUUGUUUAACCUUUAAAAAGACAUCUACAUGUAUUUGUUGAAUUUAUAUAAGUCCUAAUGAAAUGUGUCUUACCCAAUGUAUGAAGUUUUGAACCUAAUUAACCAUCAAAUAAAGACAAAGUGUUUUGAAACACAGAGUUUAACCACUGAACAGUCAGUUAUGAAGUGAUAGACUUGUUUACCUGUAGAGCUCAAAAAAGUGUUGCAUGUUAUAGAGUACCGAAGUGAUGACGUCGCAAUUUUUUUUUCUUUUUCAAUUCAUCGUUUUGGAUAUCAUAUCUCGGCGGAGCAUGAUUGUUUUAAUACAAAGCAUGGAAAUAUCCGCCCAUACACUGUUUAUGUCGUGUUCUUAGGGCAUUUUCAUUGCUCUAGCAAUGUUUAAUGUUUGAGAUGCAUUAAAAAUGUAACUAAUAAAUUAGUUACCCAAACUUUUAUUCACUUUAAUGUGAUUGAAAAUAAAAUCAUUCAAAUCUUCAAA
Molecule: messenger RNA, 4019 nt
Organism: Strongylocentrotus purpuratus (purple sea urchin)
Lineage: Eukaryota; Metazoa; Echinodermata; Echinoidea; Camarodonta; Strongylocentrotidae
Exons: 5
Coding region: 98-2434 (778 amino acids)
Source: RefSeq, a predicted model, not a curated record